GAGGAGGCUAUUAGAAACGUGCGCUCAUGGCAGCUAAUGAUUAUCGCGGUUACCUGCGGAACCAUAUGGACAUGGAGCACGGGGGCUCGCGCUUCCAGCCGCCGACCCAGAGCGCCCACAGGCCGCUGAUUUUCGGCACGCUGGCCGUGAUGGGGCUGCUGCAGGUCGCGUCCAGUGUCACCAUUUUGCUGCACUUGACCGGUUAUCUCCGCGAGGUUGACCUUUCUUCAGCUCAGCCUAUAGAGGAAGUUCAUUCUGAACCCAUAAUUGCUGAUGCAUACAGAGACAUCAAGAGAAGAGACAGAUCCAGAAAAAAAGAUCAAACACCAGUAGCUCACCUUUCUGUCAAGACCCCCAUGGACUUUGCAAGCACUGACACCAACAUCGUGACCACUAUCCAUUGGAACCAAUUUCAUGGCACCCUGACCAAAGUCAAAUACCACGACGGACGAUUCGUGAUGGAGGAGCAUGGAUGGUAUUACGUGUAUGCCAAGACCUGUUUCCGAUAUGCCCCUGAUCACGCCACAAAGAAACAGGAUGUUAGCAAUGUCCAACUGAUUCAGUAUAUUUUUCAUGAGAGUCACACCCAGUCUCAACUCAAACCUGUGCUGUUGUCAAAAAGCGGAGGCACGUUUAAUUGGAGUGAUCCGAACUACAACAUGUACUGUGUGCAGCAAGGAAGAAGUGUCCGAUUGGGACCGAGUGAUGGCCUUUUCGUCAAUGUGUCCAAUUCUUGGCUGUUGGAUCCAGAGCCAGAGGGGACUUACUUUGGUGUCUUUAAAAUAAGCACCUGACUUUUUGUUUCCUUUUGCUACUGAACUGGUUUAUGCACAAUUUACAAUCUGAUGAACAAUUUCAACCUGACCAAGAACCACUGAGCACUUAUAUUUUAGAUCACUGACUUCUGACUUUUUUUAAAUAUUGAUUUAUAUUGUACAUCAUUAAGGGCACAUCAGACUUCUAACUGUUAAUUUUGUUAUAAAAGUUUUGUCAUGUUAAAAAUAGCUGCCAAAGUAAGUUAAAACAGCAUUUGUAUUUCAUUAUGGACUUCACUUGCUCUAGACACGUUUGUUUAAACCUUGUAGUAACAAACCAGAUGAAAAUCUGUUUGUGAAUGUUCAAUAUAGGAGCACACUUCUGGAUAUCUGCCACCAGAAGGUAGUUGCAAAGUCAAGGAAUGGUUGUUGGAUCCAUUAAAUGGUCAGCACUAGGUGGUCGUGCAAAGAAAUAAUGGUUUUUAGACUUUUCUGUAUGCUUAUCAUCAACUUUUCAAGAGAUAAAGUUUGUGUAACAAGCAGAUAAAAACCACACAUAGUUCUAGUUCUCUCAGAUCUCUGAUUUUAGAAAUGCUUUUUAAAACCUUAAUCUUACUAUUUGUUACUUAGCAAGCUGAAGUCCUUGAACAGAUUUGGCACUGAUUUUGAAACACCCAAUGUAAUGUUGAAAAAAUAACAAAAAAAGACUGUUGGAUGUCUGCAUCAUGCAGGCUUUGUUUAUCAAUCGGAUUUUGUGAGUUAUGCAACAUUUCUUUAAACAAAGCAAAACAAAAUCAAAGAUAGCUGGACUGUCUUUUAGUCAUUGUGAGAGCUGAAAAGAUUGACAUGAAUACAGUGAACCAAACUGUGUUUGGUACAUGCUAAUUUAAAGAGUUAUUUUUCAUUUUAUCCUUAAUGGAGGAAAUGAGAAAAUGCACUAAAUGUAUUUAUUUAUUUUUUAUGAUGAAAAGAUGGGCAUUUGUAAAAUGUUCUGUCUUAUUCUAAGGCUCUUGUACAGUGUGUAUGUCUGCCUAAGCUCCAUUCUUUCCACAGGUUUUGGAUGACACACAUUGACUGUAGGUCAGUUGUAGAUGCGCUUUUAUUGCAAAUGGGGGAAGCACAGGGCUCCUUUUAAACCUUAUUUCGAGUGGUUUCUCAUUAAAGAAACUUUUGUAUUUAUGUAUCUUAUAUUUGACAAUUCUGUGCACAAAUUCUCAUUCAAAGCAGCAUUUAUUGCUGUUCAACAUACAAUUUAAAUGUCAACUUAAAAUUUUAAAGAUUUCUCAUAUCAUCAAAUGUUUUGUUUAAUAGUAUUGUUUAUUUAUAUCAUUUUAACUAAUAAAAAUGUACAACUUUUUACA
Molecule: messenger RNA, 2116 nt
Organism: Clarias gariepinus (North African catfish)
Lineage: Eukaryota; Metazoa; Chordata; Actinopteri; Siluriformes; Clariidae
Gene: tnfsf11
Product: TNF superfamily member 11
Exons: 4
Coding region: 27-794 (255 amino acids)
Biological process (GO): immune response
Cellular component (GO): membrane
Molecular function (GO): tumor necrosis factor receptor binding
Source: RefSeq, a predicted model, not a curated record